CACACAAAAUGCAAACAACAGCCGGGAGAUAUAAAAUAUGACAGUGAGAGACAACGAAACACAAUUUUGUGACAUUUCCAUACCGGUGGAUGGUUAGAAUACAAUAAACCUAUUUUGUUUGUUCACUACUAAAGGUUCACUGCUAUUACUAAUAGGUGUUGCUGAAACAGACAUUACAAAAAGACAUUUCAUUGAUAUACUAUGAAUUUACAGAAAUGAAGGACAUUCAGACUAUACUAGUGAUGUCACGAGAGGACAGUGACUUGUUUGAGAAAGAAAUUCCUAUUCUGGACUUUGAUUCUGAUCUUGGACAUGAAAGCAGCACACAUUCCCUGGACAAUCUCCUUGAGGUGGGCAAUGCUGCUAGCAUCAGUAUGAUGGACUGGACAGAGAGACUCAUUGAGAUGAGCAACGCGACGGAGGAGGAAGCACCCUCCUCCCAGAGAAAGGAUGACCAGAUGACGAUGGUCACUUUGAAUUUUGCGGUAACAAGUGCAACUGACUUGAUCACAGACUUCAACAGCGCCAGCGUGACCACAAGAUGCUUGCAGCGGGAAGCCACCACAUCGAGCUCUGAUGCCUUUUAUACAUCAAAUCUAUUUGAGAAUCAAACUCGAGGCCUUCACUCUAUGAAUGACACCUUGCUCAAUGCAGGCAGAGACCAACAAAACUUUCAGUGGAGCUCUUCAACUUUGAACCACAUUCUCCCAACUGACACUCAAAUCCUGAGCGAUCCUCACAUCCCAUCAUUCAGCAAUAGCACGGACUGUAUACCCUUACAGAAUACAGGCAGCAAUUACAUACUACCAAACAGUUCACAGACUUUGUCUGAAACCUUUAACUCGUCUAAAAGUUCUAAAGCUGAUUACAAUCAAUCUUAUAGAACUGAAUUUCUUGAGCAAACCAAUGAGCCAAACCCCAUUCUACCUGUACUAAGUUUAGCGAUGCUUUUAGAAGAAGACAACGUUAAUGAUGACAACAAUGUCUCAACAUUUGUAGUAAAUCCAUCUCGUCAACGAUUGAACACCUGGACAAGAACAGGGACAAAAUGCCACAACUGCAGCGCCUCUGUACCAAAAGAGAAUAGUCUCUCAAGACAUUUACCAAGUGCAUGUCCUCCUUUAGUAAGUAAUUCCAUGAAAGACUCAGCCUCUAAGAGCCCGAAGAUCAAUCUGUUUGACAACAUAGUUCACCAAAGAAAUCCUAAAUCGACACCUAAAGCCUCAGGGAAAGUUUCUUCUUUUUUUUCACAAGAUCCAACAAUUUCAUCAUCAGACAUCACACGUAGCAUUUCUUCUCAGAGCAACAUGCCAGAAACAGAUUAUGAAGUGAGAAGAAACAUGCCAGAAACAGAUCAUGAAGACAUUUCUCAAAGCUUCACGCCAGAAGUGAGAUCCACACUUAACUGGGAGCCAGAGUUCCUAUCACUGACAGAUAUGGAUAUUCAGAGCGAGAUUGAGGUCGUCGAAAAUAUACAAAUGGACAUUGGUGAUCUCAAUACUCCAACAGCUAUUCCCAAAGAUGCUUUAGUGCAAAAUAUACAAAUACCUGACCUCCAAACUCAAUUCCAAAGACGUCCCUCACAGCGAUAUUCCCACUUGCAGAAACCUACCAGCUCUUUUAAUCUAUUACCUGAAGUAACAGUUAAUCAGUCCGAUCCAUUUCCAGAACCAUUUAGCACAUUGAGCGACUCGCAACUUUCCAUUCAAGCAGAGGACAAAUCCAUGCUAGAAAACAGCUUCCUUCCACAAUCAAGCGAACACAUUUCUUUCAAUGAAGAAAAAUAUCUCCCACAUUUUGGAAAAUAUGAUGACAACACAGAAACAACAAUUGACAGCCACAAACCGCAAGAACAUUUUGUAACAGCUUCCAAAACUAUUACAAACACGGACACUUCGAUUCAAGAUUUGACUUUAGUGAACAUGCAUUCCAGCAGACCAUUUUCCAAGCCAAUUCUUUCUGAACUUUCUUGUGAUGCUCUCCUCAGCCCCGGAGAUGUGGACAGAACGUUUCUGGGUGGCACCAAAUCUCAGAACUCACAGCUGUAUUCAAGCAGCUUUGACUGCAGCUCAACUGAUUUGAGCAGCAGCAUCUCCAGCUCUGUGCCUGACGGAGACAUUCAUGAAGAUGUCUCCAUAAAAGGAAACCUCUUAAAGAACAAGCUCAGAUCCAGACUCAAAGCGAAAGGGGCAGCUUUGGAAACCCGCGCGGACAUUGCUUCUAUCGAGACUUCCGGAAGUUCCUCCACAGCAGACGUAAAAUCAUUUGCCUCAGCAUCAUCGUCAACUAACACGUACAGCUCAAAGCGCAAGUCAGAUGAUGAUAUUUCCGAAGCUAGAACAUCAAAAAAGUCUUGUGUGAGCUCUUCAUCAAAUAUGUCCGAUUCAGAAAGCAGUGACGAAGAUGAGACCACGUUGUACUUCUUACAGAAUCAGACAGCAGACGCAAAAAACAAAAAGUCGGCAGUAAAAAAAGAGGCGGAAGAAGAAGAUGAAGAGACGAAAUUAGCAAAACGAGAGAAGAACAGGAUUGCAGCGCAAAAAUGUCGUCAUAAGAAAAGGGACAGAAUUGAGAGUCUAACCAGGCAAGUCCAACGCUUGGAGGGGCGGCAAGAUCGCAUCAGAUGUGAGGUGGACAGACUGAGUGAAGAGAGGGAACAGCUGGAGGAAAUGUUGAGAGUGCACAGCUUUGUGUGCCGGAGAGAGCAGCAUUCAGACAAAUAGACAACUAGGGCUGAUAAUUUACAAAAAAAAAAAAAAAAGAAAAAAUACAACGGCAAAAAAACAUCAGUUCUUACAGACAACAACAACACAAUUUUGUUCCAGCCAGCAAUAGAACCAGCAGGUUUACAAUGUUUAUUGCUCACAAUGUUCACAUAGUAUCAUAAGAAAACGUGACAAGAAGCAGGCACCCGUUUCAAUAGCCAUGAUUGCGUCAUCAGCUGUCAUGAAGAGAACAACUCUAUCCAAUCACGUUCUAGUCAACACAUCAGUGCUAUGUUGUGCCUCUUGGGAAGAUAAACUGUACUUGAGUAGAGCAAGGAACAUAUGCCAUAGCUUAGCUUUAGUGACAGUAUGUACUGCCAGAUAGUCUAAUGGCUACCACAUUUCAUUGAAAUGGCAAGUGUUUAUAUUAUUCAUAUCAUAUCAUUUUUAUUUUUCCCAUAACUUCCACUUAUUGGGGCGUCCGCCGACAUUCGAUAGGCCUAUAUGAUGUUUCAGGGGAAGAGCAACUGGCACUUAGGGCGCCAAUCAGUCUCAACUCUCACCCCUUCAUGUAAUUGUGUGUAUGAUUUUUAUGUCCCAGUGAAUUUGUAAAUAGUAUGGUAUAGAGUCUGUCUCAAAUCCUCUGGCGUUCAUGGUGCCUUCAUUCAGUGCAGAAGAGCCACUCUUUCAUUGGUUCAUUGGAGCAUGGAAGAAAAAUAGUGUGUUGAUUAGUGUUUGAGAGAGAGAGAGAGAGAAAACAGAUUCAUCUGUUCCUGAAUCCAAUAUAACAACAAUUUCCAGAAACACAAUAUUCUUUCGAUUAUCAUUUUGUGUAUUUAAAAAUAAUCCAGCUCUAGCUAAUAAGUCUGCUAGGCGAGCUUGGCACACAUUGCUGUGGGAGAUAUAAUGAACUAUUACUUUCUUGUUUCAUUCCGUUAGCACGACGAAUGCGGCAAGUGAUUAUUUAGUUUAAAUAUUCUUGAGUCUAAAUUUGCUUAUUUGUCAUUAUUAUCAUUUCAACAUAUUCUACAACAAAUGAUGAAAAACAUUUUGGCAACAAUGAUUACCUAAAAUGGUAUAUAUAUAUUCGAUAGUGGCGACCUAAAGCCUGUAAUGUUUGUGUUUGAAAUAUCUAAAGGAUGUGUUACUUGCAUGACAAAACAAUAUGGAACGAAAGUUGAAAUGAUGCAACACUUUUCGUUGACUUGUAAAUAUUGUAAAUAUUACAUUCUCUAAAUUCCA
This is a messenger RNA of Biomphalaria glabrata, 3947 nucleotides long. RefSeq names its product serine-rich adhesin for platelets-like. The record is from RefSeq and is a predicted model, not a curated record. Lineage: Eukaryota; Metazoa; Mollusca; Gastropoda; Planorbidae. Gene Ontology annotation, biological process: regulation of transcription by RNA polymerase II. Bases 216 to 2723 code for a protein of 835 amino acids. Gene Ontology annotation, molecular function: RNA polymerase II cis-regulatory region sequence-specific DNA binding; DNA-binding transcription factor activity, RNA polymerase II-specific. The transcript has 5 exons. Gene Ontology annotation, cellular component: nucleus.